AUGGUUCCAUAUGAUUUCAAGAACAUUAAUGUUGUCCCUAUUGGAAACGAGUUCGUCGAUCUCAUUCCGUCCCAUGUUCAUUUUAAGACUCCACAAGUUAUUCUCCGUAAAGGUUUCAACAUCAACCAUCACCGUCAAUUCUACGCACGCAAGGUUAAAGAGACAGAACUCACUUUUUGCGAUAAACUCUCCACCAUUACUAAUGAGUUUCCUAGCUUUGAUGAAGUAAACCCUUUCUACAUCGACCUUCUUCGUUCCACUUUUGAUCGAGAUGACUACAAGUUGUCUCUAUGUCAAGUGGAUACUGCGACACGCAUGAUUAUCAAAAUCUCUAACGAUUAUGUAACGCAACUCGAGUUUGCUGAAUCCUUGAAGCAAUGCAAAGCACUUAAAGCGAGAGCUAUUGGACAAAUGUUUAGUGUGGUAAACGAAAUCACUCCUAGUUUGGCUUAUCUAGAGCAGAUCAGACGACACAUGGUAAGGCUUCCUUCCAUCGACAUAAACACUCCAACUCUUUUGGUUUGUGGGUACCCUGACAAUGUGGACAACAAGACUUGUUUUAUGAACAAAGUCAACACCGGAGCUGGUGAUGAUUGCACCACUAAGUCAAUGAAUUUUGUUGUUGGUCAUAUUGAGUACAAGGAUUUAAUGUACCAAGUGAUUGAUAUACCUGGAGUUUUGAAUAGGCCUACAUUUGGAGACUGUAAUGUUAUCACCACCUUGGCUUGUCAUCUUUCAGCUGCUCUGGUUUUGUUCUUUAUGGAUGUUUCAGGUUCAUGUGGCUACAGUAUUCCACACCAGGCUGCUCUUUUCCAUAGCUUAAUGUCUCUGUUUGUGAAUAAACCAUUGGUAGUUGUCUGCGAUGAGACUGAUUUGAUGCAAGUCUCUGAACAAGAUUGGAAACUGAUUGAAGAGAUUACCAGUGGAGUGGGAGAAGAAAACGAACAAGUGGUUUUGGAGAGUAGUAAUCUGAGGACGGAAGAGGGUGUGAUGUCUGUGAAGAAGGAUGCGUGCGAGAUGCUAGUAGAUGGAAAAGAAAGAUUGAGUCGCAUAGCUCAAGACAAAGCUGAGAUUUUGAGGAGCAAAUACAUCUUGGCUCGUCAAGAAAGGAAAGACGACGUAAUUACUCAACCUCAAAGUGAUCUUGAUGAUGAUCACAAUGUUUCGGACUUGUUAGUUGAGUCGUUUAGGCUUGCGGAGUUUGAACCUGAAGAAGGAAUCAAGAAGGAUCAUCAUGAGGAUGAAAAAGAUGAUUUUGUGAUAGCCAAGGAACAUUCUUAUAGGGAAGAGCACAAUCGGAAUAUCUGUUGUGGGCCUCCUUGGAAUGUAAAAGAGUUAUAUAAGCUGAGUUUAAUGGGCCGAUACAAGGUCCUUUCUGUUGACGUCAUCAUGUACGGUUCACGUUAUUGA
Messenger RNA from Capsella rubella, 1410 nucleotides. Its product is annotated as nucleolar GTP-binding protein 1-like. Gene Ontology annotation, molecular function: GTP binding; RNA binding; GTPase activity. Gene Ontology annotation, cellular component: nucleolus. The coding region runs from base 1 to 1410 and encodes 469 amino acids. Gene Ontology annotation, biological process: ribosomal large subunit biogenesis. The transcript has 2 exons. Lineage: Eukaryota; Viridiplantae; Streptophyta; Magnoliopsida; Brassicales; Brassicaceae. The record is from RefSeq and is a predicted model, not a curated record.